UAUAUGCAGUUGUCCUCGGAGUGUACAUCACAUCCACACGGCGGGCUUUUACUGCCUCUACCAGCAGAUUUUCAUACGUGGAUCAGAAUAGGCACUCCUGUUUGCUGCUACAUACACUGAACAGGACAUUUCUCACACCAGUUCUGAAUAUAACGGACAAAAGAAUGAUGGUCAACAUAAUAAUGUUUUGUCUGCUUGGAGUAGUUUUUGCCACCCCAAUUUCCUUCAACGCCGUGUUGGAAUCAAAUGAGCUUGACUCAAACUCGACUGAAAGUUUGUCUGUUUCACAAUCAUCGGAAAAUAGUACAUCAGAGCUUCAGAGCUCUGAAGAAAAUACCUCAAGUCAAAGUCAGAGUUCAGAGUCUGAGUCUGAAUCUAAAUCUGAAUCACUCGAAUCCACAUCAGAGGACACGACUUCAGAGGAGAGUAACAGUCUAUCAGAUGAGGAUGAUGUGGCAGACUCCAUGGCUGAAACCAGAGAUAAUAGUAUGGGCAGUGAGGAGAACGUUCGAAAGACUUGGUUUCAAGUGUUUGCAAGUGUCAUCCAAAUCCUGAGUGCAGAGGACAACAGCAUCGCAGAGGUCAAGGGUCAAUCAGACCACCUGACUGAGAAACAGCCCACUCAUACCUUCAACAGCACCACUUUCAGACAGGGGACCAUCCCAAACCUACCGCUGGUGGAGAAUCCCACCGACAGCAGUGCCGCCAAUGAGAGCAGUGAGAGCACCAGCAGUGAAAGCAACGAGACCAGUGAGACCAGUGAAACCAGUGAAACCAGUGACAGCAGUGUCAGCAGUGACAGCAGUGACAGCAGUGACAGCAGUGACAGCAGUGACAGCAGUGAUGCCAGCAAGAGCGCGGAGGACAGUGAUGCCAGUGACAGCGCCGAGCUGGUGCAAACCAAAACCAGAGACUGUGUGAAUGGAACUCAGAGCUGUGAGAGUGACGAGUAUUUGUUCCAGGAUAUAGGAGACGACGCUGAAUACUCAGUGGACUCUCUGAUGAUGCCAGAUGAGAAUGAGAGGGAGUUAAGUCUAAGGAGAUGAUGACAUGCAGUUAUGUGCAGCUCUAUAUUUUUCCACUAUGAACUACUGCACCAUUAAAUGACUUGCCUGAAGACUUCAGGACACUGUGCUCUUGCCCAUCGCUUCUGAAUGUUGAUUUUGGCAUUAUUAUUUUAACUUCAACUGAUGGAUUUUUGUAUAUGUGAUUACUAUUGUGACGAUAAUGUAGCCGAAGCAUUUAUUUUUACUGUAUUGAUAAUAAUAAACGAAUAAUAUAACCA
Cyclopterus lumpus (lumpfish) is the source of this 1285-nucleotide messenger RNA. It is a transcript of the gene scpp1, whose product is annotated as secretory calcium-binding phosphoprotein 1. The coding region runs from base 165 to 1046 and encodes 293 amino acids. Gene Ontology annotation, biological process: ossification; cell adhesion. The transcript has 9 exons. The record is from RefSeq and is a predicted model, not a curated record. NCBI's taxonomy places the organism in Eukaryota, Metazoa, Chordata, Actinopteri, Perciformes, Cyclopteridae.